AGAACCGAUGAAAGGCUUGAAAUUUCCCUUUCCUUCUUGCUCAAAAACCAAGUUUCAGGCCUAGAACACUCUUCUAAACCCAGAAAUUUUCCAGAUCUGCGCUGUCUUCUUCCCCUCUAUCCAUUGGCCUCUGCUGUGUGGGGUUGAGUUCGAUUUUUUGUUCCGUGAAAUCCCCUCCAAAUCCCAUCAGCUUCCAUGUUCGCCGGACCCGACUUUUACUUGCCGAAAAAUUCUGGGUUUGAUCGUUCUGUCACCGUAGCACUUGGGUUAAGCCUUCUGUUCUGUGCGAGUAAGGAAGUGAAACCGAGGACAGGGAAACCAAGGGGAGUGACGAGGUAGAAGGCUAGCCAUUCUAAUUAGAUAUAAGUUUUAGAUUUUAUCAUCGUUUUGUAAGUUAGAUUUUAUUCUUGAGAUUGUGAUUGGAAUAAGUUCCGAGCCUUGUG
This is a messenger RNA of Rubroshorea leprosula, 443 nucleotides long. Lineage: Eukaryota; Viridiplantae; Streptophyta; Magnoliopsida; Malvales; Dipterocarpaceae. The record is from the annotation of a GenBank genome assembly.